This is a messenger RNA of Drosophila sechellia, 1086 nucleotides long. RefSeq lists its product as uncharacterized. Gene Ontology annotation, molecular function: protein binding. Lineage: Eukaryota; Metazoa; Arthropoda; Insecta; Diptera; Drosophilidae. The record is from RefSeq and is a predicted model, not a curated record.
UGUGCGGGUUUUUAAAUGCGAGUUAUAAUAUUAGUCAAUUUGAUUUAAAUGUUUGCUCUAAUGAGGCAGUCGUAUUCUAUACAUUUCGCUGGAACUUCGUUGCCAUCACAGCUUGCUGAUAGCUUCACUUGAUCUUCUUUGAUUUUGUUUAUGAAAUUCGAUUUGAGAAUCAACGUAUGUAAUCAAAAAAGGUAAUCUAUGGAUGCCAUGAAAUUUUACUCGCACUGGCAUUCGCAUGACGACGAAAGUUUGACAAGGAGUUCUAGAAGCAAACUUCUAUACGAACGAAGCAGACUACACCUGAAAACACAGAGCUUGUCUAUAAAACGAAAAAAGUUUCAGCUCGACGUGCCACUAUAUAUAUAUAUAUCAAGAUCAGGAUGCGAAACAUGCAAGUUUUGGUCCAGACGCGCGACGGCAAGAAGACCGUCUACGAGGUGGAUAGCUUAGGAACGGUGGCCAGCCUGAAGGCACGGAUCGGGCGAGCCAUGUCCGUGCCCAUGGGCUUCAGUCGACUGUCCUACAAGGGUCGCGAGCUGUCCAAUCAGAGCCUACUGGAGGAUUUGGGGCCCUGUAAGUCCGCCCUGGAUCUCACCUGGAAGCCGGUCGUCCUGACGCAUAAGCCGGGCGACAAGUUCGACAUGUUAGACUAUGACAGGAUGGACGAUAGUGAAAUUAUGUUUACAUUGGUCGGCGGUUACCAGCAACGCCAAGAACACCCUGGUGGCAUAGCCAAUCCACCGGACGGCGUCAGUCAACGAAACUUCAACGCAGAUGACAAUGAUGAACCGGAGGCCCAAGACUUGACUGGACUCGAUUUGUCCUCAACUGAAACCGAUGAUUUACCGGUCAACGGAAAGACGGAGCUGGCCGAUUGCUCCAUUGGAUCUCGUGGAUUCUCUGGAUGUCAAGAUGAAGGACACGAAGAACGACAAUGAGAAGUAGACUGUUAUAAAUUAUUCUGAAUUCCAAAGCUUUGGUCCUCAUUUAAUUUCAAAAUUCCUUUAAACCAAACGCUUUUCAAUUUUCGAUUUUUUCGUUAAAUAAUAAACUUUUAGUCGAUUUUAUCUAUGAUGGAAUCUUACA